This is a messenger RNA of Nicrophorus vespilloides, 1739 nucleotides long. Its product is annotated as glutathione synthetase-like. Gene Ontology annotation, cellular component: cytosol. Gene Ontology annotation, biological process: glutathione biosynthetic process. Gene Ontology annotation, molecular function: glutathione binding; ATP binding; glutathione synthase activity. The record is from RefSeq and is a predicted model, not a curated record. The transcript is spliced from 8 exons. The coding region runs from base 115 to 1605 and encodes 496 amino acids. Lineage: Eukaryota; Metazoa; Arthropoda; Insecta; Coleoptera; Silphidae.
AAAUUGAAAAAUCAUUAUUAGCCGUUUCUUUAGAUUUUCUUUAUGAUUUGUUUUGGUUUCCUAUAAAAAACUAUAUCAAUCCGUUCAACAUUUUCCCCAUUCUGUUUAACGACGAUGGCCUCUGUGGAGAUGGAAAACCAGUUACCAAGUGCAAUUCCCUUGCCCAUCCCGAGGGAUCAGCUGAAGGAUAUCGUGGAGAAGGCCAAGGACUGGGCCCUGAUGCACGGGGCAGCCAUGAGACCAAAGAAUAAUUACAAUCCUGACACGUUGAGCUUUGCCCCAUUCAUCCUGACACCAUCUGCGUUCCCUCGGAAGGAAUUCGAGAGGGCUGUCCAGAUACAGACCACCUUGAAUGAGCUGAUGCACAAGGUCGCACAUAAUCGACAGUUCCUGACGCACUGCUUGAAGGAUACAGUGCAGGCUGAUGAGUUCACCGGGAAUUUGUUUAAGAUUUAUGAGACUGUUCACGAUGAGGGCAUCACACAGCCAAUAUCCCUCGGUUUGCUUCGGUCUGAUUUGAUGUUGGAAUCGCGUUGCACGACGCCGGGGAAGAGCUGUAGGCGUCGAAGUCCUUACUGCUGCUGGAAGCAGGUGGAAUUCAAUUGUAUAGCCUCCGGGUUUGGUUGGCUCGGUCCCGCAUCGGCUAUCAUCCAGAGGUAUGUCCUUCAGGAGUUAGGGUACAGGGAUAAACUGGUUAACUUGCCAGAAAAUGGGGCUCUUCAAGGACUGUGCGGCGGUAUGCUGGAGGCGUACAAAAUUUACGGGAAAGAGGAAGCGGUCAUCAUGUUCGUCGUCGAAGAUGUGACUUACAACAUCUGCGAUCAACGCUUCCACGAGUUCGAGAUUCGCAGGAUGAAUCCGGACGUGCGCGUCGUCAGGAAGACGUUGACGCAGAUCGCGCACGAGGGUAAAUUGGGCUCGGAAAACGAGUUGCUCGUAGAUAGGGACGAGGUGGCUGUGAUAUAUUUCCGUGCCGGAUACGAACCGGCCCACUAUCAUUCCAAGAAGGAAUGGGACGCCAGGUUGCUGAUGGAACGUUCGCAGGCGAUCAAAUGUCCAUCGAUUCAAUACCACUUGGCUGGCACGAAGAAGGUGCAGCAGGAGUUGGCGAAAGGCGGCACCGUCGAGAUGUUCUUGACCGAGGCCAGCAAGAUCGAAUCGGUGAAGGAAGUUUUCACUGGUUUGUACAGCUUGGAUUUCGAUGAAUUCGGAGAUCAGGGUGUCCAGAUGGCUUUGGAUUCACCCGAAAGAUUCGUUUUGAAACCGCAGAGAGAAGGCGGCGGAAACAACGUGUACGGUCAGAACGUGCGCGAGGCCGUGUACAAGAUGAAGGACAGCAAGGAGAGGACCGCUUGGAUCUUGAUGGAGCGAAUAAAUCCGCCCGUUUCGAAGAGUUACAUGAUCAGACCGGGCGGGCCGGAGGUUCCCGAACUGGUCGAUCUCGUCUCAGAGUUGGGAAUAUUCGGACUCAUCAUUGGGGAUUCAUCAAAAAUAUUCGCUAAUACGCAAGUGGGACAUAUGUUGAGGACAAAAAUAUCGACGGCCGACGAGGGCGGUGUCGCAGCUGGUUUGGGUGCACUGGACAGCCCUUAUCUAAUUGAUUAAUGAAAGAUGCACACGUCUUGUAAGAUGGAAGAAGGUGAUGGUGGUCGCACCGAAAUUGCUAUAUUUUUCAUAUAUAUAUACUGUUUUUUUUUUCUAUAGAAGCAUUUAAAAGUUGUUACUUUUUUAGAGAAACA